[Torrubiella] hemipterigena is the source of this 3878-nucleotide messenger RNA. NCBI's taxonomy places the organism in Eukaryota, Fungi, Ascomycota, Sordariomycetes, Hypocreales, Clavicipitaceae. The record is from the annotation of a GenBank genome assembly.
CUGGCGUCACCCCCACCAAGAGCCGGUACAGUUUUUUAUUUGGAUGCCGAAAGAACCCCUGCCACAUGAAGGAGACCAUGCGGCCUGUUUCUGACGGUUGGCCUUGGCUAGGAGACGAGUCUCCGCUGGCCGAGCAAUCUUAGGCGUGUUCUGCGGCCCUCAUCACCUAGUUCGGCAAAGGGUUGAAGGAAGAAACAAGGGAACAAUGUUAUCAUUGGUCAGGAUCUGAUGCUGCCUCAACACGCAUCCAGCCCACAUGCUGCGUUUCUCUGCUUUGGCCACAACUGGGGCCAAAGGCAGCACUGCCUUAUUAGUCCGUGAUUGCUAGCCUACUCAGCCAACAAGGACCGUUGCCCCGAUUCGCUCUCAAUAUACCCGCAGCCUUCUUUUACAGUUCCUUGUCCUUAUUGCAUAUUCUAUUCGAUAGGUGUUUGCCCUCCUCUCAAGCCUUCAUAGCCAAUUCCGAAGUUGACGGAAAAGCCCGAGGCUGUUUGGAGUUAAGCGAGCUCGCGCUACUUGCCAAACUGUUGCUACAAACUGAAGAUUACGGAUCCUUUGGUUGUGCCCAAACCGGAAAUGAUUCUAGGCUAAUCAUAGUCUGGGAAGAGAGACCUAAUUUAAUCGACUGCCAAGUUUAUCUUCUCAGCAACAACACGACGAAAGUCGACUUAUUCGGAGCAAACAGUCAGUCGCGUCCAGCCGCUGCUGUGUUUUUAUUUCGCAGACAGGACGCAAUUGAGAAGCAAAGUAUUACUACGAGCACCUACAGACGCCUGCAUCGAUAUAUCUGUCUUCAGGUUACGCAUUACCACUGUUGCCCGUGCCGCACGUCACCUAGAAAACGCCACUGCAUGCACCCUCUCCACUGCAACUUGCCAUCCUAGAGAGGAGAAACCUUUGUUAGGUCAACGCUUUUCUUGUUCCCUCUUUUGUUCUUCUAGUGUGGUAGUCGGCAUAGCUUCCAGCCUCACGGAAGGCUAAUCAAAAGGACAAUCUUCAUCGUUGUGCUCCGCCACCUUCAAGUCUGGCAUUCCAACAACUUGCCAGUUUUGGAAGUACUGAAAGAGGAAGGAUUUGGUCGGUAUCUGUUCUCAAAACACUUUGCCCUGCGGCGGCUGCGCCCGUGGUAACUUGCGGAACACCGCCGUGCCGGAUCUAACCAUCACACUUGGAUAGCAUCUUGAGAUCUAUUAGACUUGGUAAGUAUCAUCCCCUAGUUUCUUUUUACCACUUUUGGCGUUACAAAACAUUCUGAUAUACUCGGAAAGCGGCCUGAAAACAAUUCUGUCGCGAAGGCUAAUCAAGUCGGUAGCAAUAGAGCUCCCGACACUCCAGAUGCUGACACAAUCGUUGCACCAUUUCGAGAAUCAUUCUGCGGCUUUGACUGAACCCUACAGUUCACCUCUGUAUAGGUUUAGAGCUGUACGUAUGCAGGGGUAUCAACAUUCGGUUGACGAACCAGAGCCGACAUGGCAAAGUCAGCUCAUCGACCAAGGACAACCUCAGUACUACGCUCAGCAAUCCGAUAACAAGUCGGCUGAAGGGAGGCAAAGUGCUUCCCAUGAGAGUCGCGGUGCAGCAGCUCAGUUGCCAGAUUACCAGGUUAUUAGCCAAAGCUUUACCGAUGGAUCAACAGAGACGCCUGCCACCGCUAGAUCUGCUCAUACGCCCUCAGAUGGCAACGAGGGAACCGAGCAUCUCGUCCGGCAGUAUUCUGCCCCAAGCUCUUCAAUCAAUGCUGCAUUUGGCAACUAUAACUAUUCGACAGGACCACUCCGAGCCGGCAUGGGUUUUUCAUCGCCCCAUACUCAGCUUGGACCCUCCGUGCAGAGUUUUGGCGCACAGUACCAGUCUAUGCCAACAGAGUCGAAACUUCAUCUAGAUGACGAUUUGGAAGAUGACGGAAUCGUUGAAGAUGAUGAUGCUCCUUCCGACCAGACAGCUGCUGAGCGGCUUGCGACUAAGAGGAAAAUGAAGCGUUUCCGUUUAACACACCAACAAACGAGAUUCUUGAUGAGCGAAUUUGCCAAGCAGCCACAUCCCGAUGCUGCUCUUAGAGACCGACUAUCGAGAGAAAUCCCGGGGUUGACACCACGACAAGUCCAAGUGUGGUUCCAAAAUAGACGCGCCAAGAUGAAACGCCUCAAUACCGAUGAUCGAGAACGGAUGCUACAGAUGAGAACAGUUCCGGAAGAUUUCGAUAAUGUUCGGGCUCUGCAUUCUCCAUAUGGCGCAAUCCAUGCGGGUAGAAUGCUACCGAGAGACUCGAUAUCACCUGGAGAAGCGCGGAGCUAUCCCAUGAUGGGGCUUCAGAACAUUCGAGACGGAGGAAGCGGCUCCUACGGUUCAGUACAACCUCCUCACAUGCUUACGACCGUUGGAUUUGGCCACGAUGGGCGGACCAUCACUGGAGAUGGGUCUCGGCCACCAAGAAUGCCGUCUACCAAUGACAUGUCAUUUUCACCGGACGGCCUUUCUACACCAACAUAUACCUUCUCGCAAUACCAGCGGGAUACCUCAAGUCCACAAACACUAAACAGUGCUCAAAGCACUGAACAUAUCCCAUAUUACGACACAAACACUGCAUCGCUGGCGACAGAGCAGGGAUGGAAAGGAGCACAGGCUGGCGAAGGUUCAAUUCCUGCUCAAAAUAGACCCAGGCCAAGGACCUCGUCUGCUACACUUCCUCUGCCUGUCCAAGUACGAAGUAGACUUGGUGGUGAGCACCCGCUGGUAUCGCCGGUUCGAGGUCCAGCACCCCAUGAAGAGAACUUCUCAAGCUCCUGGCACACCUCAUCUCCAUAUGGUACCGAGGAUCCCCGUGAUCCAUUUGGAUUUGGCUUUAAUACCAUGCCACCCACAAGCUCGGCGACAGAUGCUAAGGGCGGUACUUCGUACUUUCCCUUUGCUGUUGGAGGUACGAUGCCAGCUGUAACAGAGUCACUCUUCCCAAACACACAAGCCAUUUAUGCGCCUGGAAGCGCUGGCCUUUCAAUUAGCACGGAGACGGAAGGAGUAAGAGCGGCUCAGUUGACAUCUGGAUCUCGCGAGUUUGGAGACGGUCCGCCUGGUCUAGGUUCGGCCGAGAGCCAGCAGGGAGAAUUUACAGGGGCGGGGAACGUAGAAAACCAGGGUCGGCAGAGCUAGAUCUCUUGCGUCCCUCUUAUACAACACAUCUGUAGCAUACUUUUUUGUACUCAAUUCCAUACAAUAUUUAGCCACGUAUAGUCGUGCCAAAGACAGAACUAAUUCAUAGAGAAGGCGAAAUAAAGGUUUACUAAGUAGGAAGUAUUAGCACAAAGCUCUAGUGAUAAUUUCAAAUGGUCUUCAAUGCAGCGAGCUGAGGACUUGGGUCAGAGAGUGCCGAGGUUCCACAUUCAACUGAUCGGUUGUUACAUGUCCUCAUCUACUAGAUAUGUAGCGGAACGUAACAACUACUGAUACAGCAUUGGUUUACCAGAUGCAAGAUCUUCAUCAUUCACCAGCUGUGAUCUGUAUUUCUGGGCAGGCAGAGCAGUGGAAGGCUUACCAAAAUGCACACAAGCGUGGACAGUAGGCCAUCUCAUUGCACAUGUUGCACGACGAGGACGCUACGUUAGGUGAGGUAUAAUUUCAUACCCAUAAUCUACGAUGGACGUCUUCAUACACAUAAAGGCACAUGACGAAGAUAUGUUACUUGCGACAGGUCAUCACCGCAUCAUGGCAGCCGCACGAGGGGCCCUCGUGAUGAUGGUUUUUGGCAAGGUUAUCUCUUUGGAAUUUGUCUCGACCUAGAUAAUCGGAUUCGACAGUGGCGCAGAGUAUUGAGUCCGGCUGACGAGAUUAUAUCGAUUCGGUGGUCUGGGGUUUUUAGAUGAGAAGAAAAGAAGAAAAAGAAG